AUCCUGUCAGACAUAAGAGCGAAGAAUGGAGUUGGAGAGCAGCUGUGAAAAUGUUGAAAACUGUGAUAUUAAGGAUAAAAAUGUACCUCGAACACCGAGUCGCAUCCAGGAUGAAGGAAAAGCUCAAAAGCGCAGAGGAAGUAGAUAUUUGAGGUGGAUCACAGUGGGUCUCGGGGUUAUUUGUGUUCUUCUGCUGGUCUUCAUCAUACUGAAGCACAUCACCAUCACAGCAGAGAGAGACCUGAUAAAGAGUUACAAGAACACAGUUGAAGAGUUCAAUCAAACCAUCAACAGCUUACAGGACAGUUACACUGAUCUAAUGACUGAAAAACACCAACUGCAGGACAACUUCAACUCUUUGAGUCAGAAAAAACUGGAGCUGGAGACCAGAAUCAAAGAUCUCACUGAUGAGAAAGACCAGUUACAGAGAGAUUUUGACUCUUUGAAUAAAAAGGGCACAGUUUGUUUUUUCAUGUCCACUGAGUUGAAGAGCUGGUCUGACUGCAGACAGUACUGCAGGGAUCGUGGUGCUGAUCUGGUCAUUAUCAACACUGAAGAGAAGCAGAGGUGCAUAUCUUCAUUAGUCAGUGAGAGAGUGUGGAUUGGUUUGUCUGACACAGAAAACGAGGGCAUCAUGAAAUGGGUGGAUAAUUCACCACUGAAACAAGGGUUUUGGUUCAAAGGUGAGCCAAACAACUCCAAUGGAAAUGAGGACUGUAUUGAACUGAAUUAUAAUAGAGAGGAGACGGGAUGGUCACCGCUGAACAGCUGGAAUGAUUACCCAUGCUCUGAGAAGAAAAAGGGGAUUUGUGAGAAAUAGGGUUCAUCCCGUCUUGAGGUUUUGCUUCUGUUAUCUAAUAUAAUCAUUCUUAUUGUCAACACACAAGUUCUGAUUGAGGUUCCUACCUUUUAAAAAAAACAAUCAGCUGAUCUGAAAUUUGUUCGAAGGAAAAUGUCAAAGUGUCAUUAUUUUCGUAUUGCUAUAAUAACCUUUGUUUCACAUGAUGUGAAUUCAGGACACAAAACCUCUGAUGUGUUCAUGUUUUGCUCCAUCACAAGCAGCUCUAUAUUAAUA
Molecule: messenger RNA, 1075 nt
Organism: Sinocyclocheilus rhinocerous
Lineage: Eukaryota; Metazoa; Chordata; Actinopteri; Cypriniformes; Cyprinidae
Product: C-type lectin domain family 4 member M-like
Exons: 4
Coding region: 26-820 (264 amino acids)
Source: RefSeq, a predicted model, not a curated record